This is a messenger RNA of Suillus clintonianus, 1170 nucleotides long. RefSeq names its product Oxidoreductase, molybdopterin-binding domain-containing protein. The transcript has 5 exons. NCBI's taxonomy places the organism in Eukaryota, Fungi, Basidiomycota, Agaricomycetes, Boletales, Suillaceae. Gene Ontology annotation, molecular function: oxidoreductase activity; molybdenum ion binding. Gene Ontology annotation, cellular component: mitochondrion. Bases 1 to 1170 code for a protein of 389 amino acids. The record is from RefSeq and is a predicted model, not a curated record.
AUGGGCAAGACCGAUUUGCGGGUGCUCGGCCAGAUGCCACUCAAUGCCGAACCACCAUGCCUCGUAGAGCUCACGAAGCACCCUAUUACACCGUUGCACCUGGCAUAUGCCCGUAACCACUCUGUGAUAAAGGAUCUAGCAUCCGAAUUUGACAGUUAUACUGUCAAGAUAGACGGCGAAAUGGAAGGGGUGGAGGAGAAGGUGCUGAACGUCAAGGACAUGAUUGCAUCUUUUCCAAGAAAGGUCGCCGUAGCUGCUCUCAUCUGCGCUGGUAACCGUCGUGCCAAGAUGCAAGAAAAGACUGGGAAAGAAGUGCGAGGUAUCAAGUGGUCCGAGGGUACCAUCGCGAAUGCACGCUGGGGCGGUGUACUUCUGCGUGACAUAUUGCUCAGCGCAGGAAUCCCUGAACAGGAAGACGCCCAAAAAGGUUUCCACGUCUGCUUUUCUUCGAACGUUGCGCCGUGCGAGGAUGACGCGACUUAUGGAGGGUCUAUUCCACUUGAGGAGAUCAUGGCCAAGGACGGUGCUGCUAUGCUCGCAUACGAGAUGAAUGACGCACCCCUCACGCCAGAUCAUGGAUACCCUCUGCGCGUCGUUGUGCCAGGUUACUUUGGCAUGCGAUGGGUUAAAUGGGUGGACCGUAUCACUAUUUCCAGGAAUGAAUCGCCCAAUUUCUAUCAGCAGCGCGAUUACAAGAUGUUGCCUGAAUGCGUCACCUCCCCAGAGAAGGCCAUUAAAGAGGAUUGGUGGGGUCGUACACCUGCGAUGCAACGACUUAACUGCAACUCGGUCGUUGCCCGCGUCCAGUGUCUGACAUUUAACUGUCCUGACCAGAAGACGCUCAAAGUCACAGGCUACGCCUACUCCCACUCCCCUAUCUCCCGUGUGGAAAUCAGCGGAGAUGGUGGUGAGACAUGGCACGAAGCACGAAUCACAUACCAAGAAGGUAACUGGAGUUGGUCACUGUGGGAAGGCGAAGUCGUAGUAGACAUCGACGUCGAUGCUCUCGAGUGGGCUAACAACGGUCAGAGGAAUGGGCGCUCGAAGACCAAGCUCACGGUGAUAAGCCGAGCGUUUGACCAUUCUGGAGAUGCACAGGACACCGAUUGCCGCUGGAACUUGAGGGGCGUAGGCUUCUGCGGCGUUGGCAUUGGAUCGGUUGAAGUAUAA